AUGUCUGAAUUAUCCAAGGAGGAGAAAUUGAGAAGGCGACAGGAACAGCUAGCGAAGUGGAGAAGUAAGAAGACUUCAUCUUCUUCGCAAAAUGAGGACCGUGAGCCUGCUCCACUAGAAAAGUCAUCUACAGCGACGCCUGAAGAACAAAAGAAGCUCGAUAGACAGAGAAAACUUGAAGAAUGGAAGCGCAGGAAACAAGAACAACAAGAGGGCAACUCUUCGGGAACGACAGAUGCCAAAAAAGAAGAUACCCCACUUGAAGAACGGCAAAGGAGGCUCGAAGAGUGGAAACAGAGGAGGCAAACAACGGAGCCAGGCAAAGAGCAAUCUAAAGGUAAGCUGCUGUUGAGAAAAAGUGGAUUGCUUACAAGAAUCCCUAAAACCCUGACUAAGAUUCCGCACUUAAUGAAAAGAAAGGCAGUUUUUGAGUCGGACGACGAAUCCACUUCAGAGCCAGUGUUCAAAAAACCUCUUAUAAAAGAUAUUAAGUUUGGAGAUGCUAAUGAUGCUAAGGAGGGAAAUGAAGAACGAGCAGAGGUUGAAGCGGAGGACGCACUUGAUGCGUUCGUUCAGCAUUUAGAAAACGAACAGAUGCCUGAGUUGAUGUCAGAUGUGGCUAUGUCAGAACACGAAGCUUCCGAUACAGAGGACUCGGAGGCUGAAAGUGACUCCGACGACAAGCUUCUUUCUUUGAGACUCAAGAACUUACAGAAGGGAAAAGAGUUGUCCGUCGUAGAUCACGAUCUGGUAGACUACAUGCCUUUUCGCAAGGACUUUUAUCAGGAGCUGCAAUCAGUAAGCGAUCUCACCGAAGAAGAAGUCGAAGAACUUCGCUUACAGAUGGAGGGGAUCAAGGUGAAAGGUUCCAAUUGCCCACGCCCUAUUUGGAUGUGGUCUCAAUUAGGGUUUUCUUCCACCAUCAUGUCACUCAUAGAAGAGAAACUCGAAUACAAAAAGCCAACCCCAAUUCAAUGCCAGGCUCUUCCAAUCAUUAUGUCAGGACGUGAUAUCCUCAGCAUCGCUAAAACAGGAUCAGGAAAAACUAUGGCGUUUGUUCUUCCCAUGUUAAGACAUGUGCAAGAACAACCACCCUUAUCUAAAGGUGACGGGCCAAUUGCGCUUCUUCUUUCCCCUACUCGAGAGUUAGCUCUACAGAUCUUCAAGCAACUUUCUAUAUUCACCAAAAAGUUGGGCAUUUCUGCUUGCUGUUGCUACGGCGGUUCUUCUAUCGAACUUCAAAUCGCAGAACUUAAAAAAGGCUGCCAAGUUGUAGUAUCUACUCCUGGGAGACUUAUAGAUCUUUUAGCAGCAAACGGUGGGCGUGUUUGCAACUUGCGAAGAGUCACCUACGUUGUUCUCGACGAGGCAGAUAGAAUGUUUGACUUCGGGUUUGAGCCUCAAGUAAACAAAAUCUUCAGUCAGGUACGACCCGAUCGUCAAAGUAUUUUAUUCUCAGCAACUUUCGCUCGCAAAAUGGAAAUGCUUGCAAAAGCUAUACUUCAUGAUCCGAUUCAGGUGAUUGUGGGAGGUAUUAGUGUUGUAUCCCAAGAAAUCACUCAACGUGUUGAACUUUUUGAAGUAACUGAGAAUGACAACGAAGAUACCAUAGAAAAAAGGAAGUUUGAGAAGCUAUUGAAAGUUUUGAAGGAGUUUCCGAGUACCAAGAAGUUGAUUUUUGUGGAAAAACAAGAUUCAGCUGACAAGCUAAUGGUUAAGCUUUUAACAGAAAACAUACCCAGCUUGACUAUACAUGGUGGGAAAGAGCAAAUCGACCGCAAGUAUGCUAUUAAAAACUUCUCAGACAAUGAUUCGGGUGUGGACGUACUUAUUGCAACUUCAAUAGCUGCAAGAGGUUUAGAUGUGAAAGGUCUUGGUUUAGUUGUGAAUUAUGAUCCAGCCAAUCAUAUGGAAGACUAUGUCCAUCGCGUCGGAAGAACAGGCAGAGCGGGAAAUACUGGCGUUGCUUACACAUUCGUUACAUCAAAACAAGAACGACCUAUCACAGAUUUAGUGAAGGCAAUGCGCCUCAGCAAAAUGCCAGAGGAUGCAAUCGAUCAACGGUUGGUUGAAAUUUCUAACGGCUUUUUGACUCGAGUCAAGGACGGGGAAGAGAAAUUUAGAUUCGGGUUUGGAGGAAAAGGUUUGAAUAAACUAGACGAAAUCAGGAACUCACAUAUGGCGCUUGAGAGAAAAGUGUAUGAAGCGGAGUCUGGAAGUAUUCUGAAGAAUGAAAACACAAAGACUAAAUGGACUAAUACCGAAGGAACACCAGAAAUUAACGGUGAAAAGAUCGAUUUACCAGAAUUUAAAAUUAUCGAGGGCAGAGCAGAAGAGACCUCGGGACCUGACAAAUGUAAAUUCCACUCUCGAAUCACAAUUAAUGACUUACCACAGAGGGCGCGUUGGUAUGUGGUUAAUAGAGAUAGCUUGGGUUCUAUCAUUGAGGCUACAUCCACAUCGAUUACAAACAAAGGCCAAUACUAUGCCCCAAACACGAAAAUUCCAAUAACGACAAAAAUUGGUGGCCGUAACGUGCCGGCGCCUCCUAAACUUUAUUUACUCAUUGAAGGUCUCACAGAAGAAUCCGUCAAUGAGGCCAAUAAAAUGAUAAAGCAAAAGAUGAUCGAGGGUCUCGAGAUAGCAUCAAAGGAAGAAAAUCUGAUCCCUACCGGCAAAUACUCUGUAUAG
This is a messenger RNA of Clavispora lusitaniae ATCC 42720, 2691 nucleotides long. RefSeq names its product DEAD-box RNA helicase (gene PRP5). Lineage: Eukaryota; Fungi; Ascomycota; Pichiomycetes; Serinales; Metschnikowiaceae. Gene Ontology annotation, molecular function: nucleic acid binding; RNA helicase activity; ATP binding. The record is from RefSeq and is a predicted model, not a curated record. Gene Ontology annotation, cellular component: nucleus. Gene Ontology annotation, biological process: mRNA splicing, via spliceosome.